UGUCACAAAUCACAAAUUAAAUGUCAAAACCGAAAAAGGCUAAACUGAUGUCAUCAUCGUCGUACAUUUAAUUAAUUAGAUGUUUAUUUAAUUGCUAAAGGCAGAUUUAAUAUGCAGCUGUUGGUUUUUGCAAGUAAUUUCAAGUGUUAAUGCUAUUACUUACACUCGGUGCAGUCCAAGUGGUUCGAGGACAUUGCGGUACAUUACAUUGCCUAAUUUGCAAUAUCAUGUGUUCACUAUUGGAUGUAAAAGUAUAGAGGUUUUUUGAACGGUAUAAACUGAACAGUACCAUGUCAGGUACGGAGCAGAAUAUAGUGAACUCAAUGCAACAAUUGUCUGUGCAACCUGGUAUCAGUGGCCCAACCGAGAAACCCACUCAAGUAGUUACACCAGCUGUGAAACCUUCUGCGGCUAAGACAACUCCCGUUAAGGCGAGUACAGUUUCUCCUGCUAUUGCAACUAUCGACCGCCUCCUCAGCCUCGGUGCUAACAUACCGCCCCCACCGCCUGUCAUAUCUCGUUCCUCAGACAUGGACCCACACACAGUAGAACAGCUACGAGCUGUCAAAGAACUGCUAACUGCUCAGGAAGAAGAAGCUCAAAAUUUGAGAGAUCUGAACCGUGAACUGAGAGACCGGCUUGAAGAAUGUGAAACCAAAAUAAAGAAACUGACUGAACAAAACGAGGAAUAUGCUGAUAAAGAAAAAGCACUUUCACAGCGGGUCGCUGAAAAAGUAAGAAAUAACAAACAAAUGAGUGUUGUCAUGGAAGAAUAUGAACGUACCAUUUCAUCACUUAUCGGUGAACGUGAAACUGAAGCAAAAAGAUGGACAGAAGAGAGAGGUACGCUGAUAAGAGAACGUGAUGAAGCUGCUGCACAUCUGGCUUCGAUGGAACACGCCUUCAAUGAUGUCCAUACAAAAUAUGAAAGGUGCAAAGUAAUUAUACAAGGUUACAAAAGUAAUGAAGAAACAUUAAAACGAACAGUGGAGGAGAAUAAUGAUGCUAUACAAAAAUUGGAAGCCAGAUAUGAAACACUUCGACAGCAUGCCAUGCAGCAACUGAACAAGGCUAAUGCUGAGCUUGACUCGGUGAAGAAAGUCCAUCAAGCUGAAAUUCUGAAGUUAAAUGCUAUGCUCAAGAAAAGUGAGGUACAUGCAUCAUCAUUACAGGAGUCUUUGGCACAGAAAAUCAAAGACAAUGAAGAGCUCACAGCUAUUUGUGAUGAAUUAAUCAACAAGGUUGGUUAAAUAUUCCUAAUUAUCCACAUAUUUUCAUUUUCAUAACAUGCAUUUUAUAUUUGUAUGCAGUUAGUUAUAUAAAAAAUGUGUAACAUUACUUUGUAAUGAAUAUUCUAAAACAUUGAAUACAUAAGUGUUUAAAAAGAUGCUGAUGCUGUUACCAUUUUUAAUUUCAGAAAACCAUCCUCUUACAUUGUAACAUAGUUCUAUAAAUAUUUUGUGCAAUCAAUGUGUCACUUUUUUAUUUUUGUACAAUUUUAUAAUUUAGAAUUUAAGUUUUUAACACAUUGUGACAUUUUGCUGUUGUUUAUUUUGUAGCCAAUGAGAUUUACAUUAUGUUUGCUUAUUAUUCUGCGUAACUGGUGCCUAAAUUGUUUCUGUUAUAAUUAUGUUAUGUAAUUUGUGCUAAAAGUUCAGGUUUCUCUUGUUUUGUACCUUGAAAACCAGUUACAAAAUAUGCAUUUGAGAUUGUACUCUAAUUUAUAUUUCAAAAGAUUGAUGUAGAAAGCUUACAUGUCCCAAGGGCAGUAUUUGUUGAGAUUCAAAAUGUCUUAGGGAUUAGCAUAAUUAUUUUUGUAUGGGAUAUUCAUGUUUCCUAAUAAAUCCUAGCUGCCAUAAUUCAUUUUUAAAUCUCUUUCUUUGUAUAAAUUAAUAGUAGGUAUGAUUAUUAUGAUGUGCUUAAAAUUUAAUAUAGUUAUAAUCAUUCUAUGAUAUGUUAUUGUCAUGUUUAGAGUUAGAUUAUUGAGACAUCGACAUAUAUUUAGUUAUCGCAACACAUAGCUGCAUUUCUGAUUAACAACCCUAGUUCAUCUAGUCUUAAAUAAAUCAUAUUAUUUUAUGUUAUUCUAACUAACACAAUUAAUGAUACAGAUAUUAUCUUUAUAAUUAACAAAAAGGAACCAGCUAUUCAGCCAUUACUAGGAAUAGUGAUAGAAUGACUAUUCUAGAGCACUGCAUCUGAACACCCCAAGUUGCUUGCCACCCUCUUACCAUUUCAAUUUAUUAAAUUGCUUUUUAUGCUGUUUUUAGAUUUAUUGAGAUGAGACAGUAUACCAAAAAUGUAUCUGGUACCUAAUAUUUAUGAAAAAUAAUUUUAAUUGGUCAUUAGUUUAUUAAUUUAUUAACAACUAACUUAGAUACCUACCUAAACCUGAGAUUUAUACAUGUGCCUUUUGGAAUCUAACUUUCACCAUCCAUACAGUCCAUAAUUUGAGAUUAAAAGUGUAGAAAUUACUUCUAGGUACAGGAAAUAUUAAUCGAAAUUAACACUUAAUUAGAUUCUAAAUUAUGUUACAAAUGUUAAUUCAGUUUUUGAUCAUAUUUUUUUAAAUCUUAACUUUACGCCCUGUGGAUGAAUAACUUACUAAAAUUGAAUCUAAGUAUUCAACAUUCCACAAUAAUAUUUUUAUAUGUUUUUAUGUGAAACAAAAAUGUUUUGUCCCUUGUGGAAUAA
Ostrinia furnacalis (Asian corn borer) is the source of this 2694-nucleotide messenger RNA. RefSeq names its product transforming acidic coiled-coil-containing protein 3. The transcript has 2 exons. The record is from RefSeq and is a predicted model, not a curated record. Bases 291 to 1250 code for a protein of 319 amino acids. Gene Ontology annotation, biological process: nuclear migration; cerebral cortex development; mitotic spindle organization. NCBI's taxonomy places the organism in Eukaryota, Metazoa, Arthropoda, Insecta, Lepidoptera, Crambidae. Gene Ontology annotation, cellular component: cytoplasm.